UUGAAGCGGUAAGAAGCCGACAAGACACCAAAACUUUUGAAGGCGCUGUCAGCAAGACAGGUGUAGGACUCGCAGUUACCUUUACUCUUUGCAUGCAAUAUGUGAACUUUGUCAACUGAGUCACGCAGCGCCUCGUCCAGAUUUCAGUAUCUGACAAACCUUCCGCUGCUUUCAGUUUCAUUUACAAGGUGUCAACGUUUGCAGCGACCAGGCAAAGGGUGAGAUGGCUCUUCCGCAGGAUCAAAAUAAAGUUCUGCUGACUCUCUCGUUGAGGUGGUCUGUGGAAAAGAAAAAGAAGGUAGAUUUACAAAAAGCCCUCCAGACUUGGUUCAGCAGAACUAAAGCGGACUGCUCUGUUCAAGAGAUCUUACCAGACGGAGGGGCUGUGAUUAUGAUUGAACCUCCUCCAGGUCUCACAGAGAUUCAUACGCUGAACGGUGAAACACUUUAUACAAAAGACAAAAAAGAAUUGGUCACCAUCUUGUCUGUGAUGCUGGGAACACGAAAGCAGGACCCACAAACAGCAGACGAUGCUUCGGUGAAUCCGACUCUUCCAGCUCCUUCUGUAAACACCAAAACUGCUGAUUUGGAGCCAUCAGCUCUACGCACUCUAACACAGGAUAUGCCUGGUAAUCCAUUUACCUCGAUAGCAGAAACCCUUCCUCCUAGAAAAUUUAAAGGAGAAGCUCCAAAAAGUUAUUUUCUGCCUCUGAACCACUUCUGGUACAUGAGUCACAUCUACAAGGAAGGAAUUAAACAGAUUGAGAGGAAGAAUAAAAUUAAACUGGUGGCACAGGUCCAUGUGACAUUUGAAGCUGAACAGGAAGAUGGAAACCCCCAUGAAGCUCUCAAUGAGUUCAUUGAUCUCUCACAAAGCUGCUCUGCUGAUUCAGGUGAGGCAGUGAUUCCUCUCAAGUUUGUAGAUCCAGAUCAGUGGAGUGACGCAUUAAAAGUCAUCAAGAGAAACAAGGACAAACUUUUGCUCACCAUGUCAUCUGAAGAGGUUAUUGUUAGUGGUCCAAAGCAAAGCCAAGAUGAAUUCAAUGCAGUCCUGAAUGCGGUGCAGAAGACAAACACACCUGCUGAAGAGCACAAACCUACAUCAGAUGGUACAUCACUGAGGAGGACAAACAUGACUGACAAAUAUCAAGGGCUACCAAUACGCAACUUCAGUGGUGAUCUCUCGAUGAAAAUCAUGACAAUCAAAGAUGAUCUUGCUGGUUUAACCAUAGAUAAGAACCAGUGGAAAAACCUGAAGUCUUCUUAUAAUAACCGCCUUACAGUGAUCAAAGAUAACUUCAAUGUGGAUUUUAAAGAAUCCAGCAUCACUGAAGGCAAAGUUAAUGUUAAACCAUCAUACAAAGGACAUGGAGGAAACCCAGCAAUGGAGAGCCAAGCUGUCAGAGCUCUGCUGCGUCUGUACCAGAAGAUGAUGACGUCACCCACGUUACUUCAUUCGCCUAAUCGUACCACUAGGUUCAGUGGUUCUGAAAAGGUGUCCAAUAAAACUGGAAUUAAAAGUCAUUCAACACAAAACAGAGAAAAAUCAGCAGGCAAGGGCACGACAGGGGACAAGAAAGAUGAUAAAUGCCCAAUAUGUUUGUCCGAUUUUACUAAUAAGAUGCAGCUGAAGUGUUAUCAUGCAUUUUGUAAGCAGUGCCUGCAAAAUGCAGUGAAAGCACUUGGACCCAUCUGUCCGAUAUGCAAGGAUGUUUUUGGUGUGAUGAAGGGAAACCAACCUGAUGGAAAAAUUACUUGUAAUAAGUAUCAAUCAUCCCUCCCUGGAUUCCCAGGUUGUGGCUAUAUAUGCAUCACCUACGACAUUCCAAGUGGAAAACAGACGGAAAAUCAUCCAAAGCCUGGCCAGUACUAUGGAGGAACUGUCAGACAGGCAUUUCUUCCAGACAACAAAGAGGGCAAUGAAGUUCUGCUGCUCCUGAAAAAAGCUUUUGACCAGAAGCUGAUUUUCACUGUUGGAGCUUCUAGGACAACCGGGGCGGAUAACAUGGUGACCUGGAAUGACAUCCACCACAAGACGUCCAUAUCAGGAGGACCAGAGUGUUAUGGAUAUCCAGAUGAGAACUACCUGAGCAGAGUCAAGGAGGAGCUGAAGGCUAAAGGCAUCCAGUGAAGUUUUUGUUUUACAUUAAGUGAAUUUUAAAUUCAAAUUUCUGACAAAUUGAAUCAGAAUUUCCACAUUUUGUUCUAACAUGUUGGAUGUUUUAUAAUAAAUAAGACUUAAUGGUUACUUUAAAGUUCACUGAAAGGUGAAGACUUUUUCUCAUCUAUCAAAAUAUAAAUCACAUCAUUUUGAAAGAUUUACUAACUUGUUUAUUUUUUCUUUACAUUUGUCAUGUGAACCACAAUUACAGUGUAAUAUAUAACUGUAAUCAAAUGUAAUAUGAUUAUUGG
This is a messenger RNA of Xiphophorus maculatus (southern platyfish), 2412 nucleotides long. RefSeq lists its product as uncharacterized. Gene Ontology annotation, biological process: Notch signaling pathway; protein ubiquitination. The coding region runs from base 224 to 2131 and encodes 635 amino acids. NCBI's taxonomy places the organism in Eukaryota, Metazoa, Chordata, Actinopteri, Cyprinodontiformes, Poeciliidae. Gene Ontology annotation, molecular function: metal ion binding. The transcript is spliced from 6 exons. The record is from RefSeq and is a predicted model, not a curated record.